Molecule: messenger RNA, 2991 nt
Organism: Triticum dicoccoides
Lineage: Eukaryota; Viridiplantae; Streptophyta; Magnoliopsida; Poales; Poaceae
Product: DUF724 domain-containing protein 3-like
Exons: 6
Coding region: 157-2655 (832 amino acids)
Source: RefSeq, a predicted model, not a curated record
UUCCAUCCCCACACCACACCUCGGAAGUCGAGUUGCUCUCACCACCCAGCACAAAAGGCACCCUCCCCCAUCGUCGCCUCCGCCAGCCUUCUCCCUCCCUCAGACCGUCGCACACUCCCAAGAACCCACGAGCUCCAAAGCAGCUCGCUAGCUCCCAUGGGGCGCGGCCGUCCCAAGAGGCGCCCUCCGAAUCCCUCCGAGUCGUCGGAGGACGAGGCGUUCAUGAUGCCGAUCGGCGCGGCGGUGGAGGUGCGCAGAGACGACCCCGGUUUCGCCGGCUCCUUCUACGAGGCCACCGUCGCCAGUCACCUGCUCUCAGACGGCGGCCACGGGCGCUACACGGUGUCCUAUUCCACGCUCCUGGGCGAGGAGGCUGAGCCGCUCAGGGAGACCGCAGCCGCCGCCAACGUGCGGCCGCGGCCGCCGCCCGAGGAAAGGGAGUUCGUGAUUCACGAGAUGGUGGAGGCGUUCCACAGCGACGGGUGGUGGGCCGGCGUAGUCGCCGCCGUUGUCCCGCCAACGGUGACGGGAGAUCGCCGGCGGAGGGCGUACAGGGUCACGUUCCCCACGUUGCGGGAGACGCUGCAGUUCGAGGAGACGGAUCUGCGGCCGCACCGCGUGUUCCAGUGUGGGCGGUGGGUCCCGGCUGCAGAGGUGGGCAAGGGAAGUCCUUUGUUCAGUGAGGGGAAUCAAGUUGAAGUGAGUCAUUUUGCAAGAAACUUUAGUGGAUCCUGGAAUCCAGCUACUGUUCUUAAAGUGAUUGGUGCUACACAUUUUCUAGUACAGUACAUGCAUAUUGGGAAGGAUGAUGAAUCGGCCACUGAGAUUCUAGAUUCACAAUAUAUCCGGCCAUCACGCGACAUCACCAAUAUGGAUUCUAGGUACAGAUUUUCUCCUGCAUCUCAUGUUGAGGUCCUUCAUGAAGGUGGCUGGCGGCCUGCUAUUAUUGUGAAGGUUUUAGGUUCUGAAAUCAACAAGAAGUAUGUAGUGAACUUGAAGAAUCCCAAGACAGACAUGGAUGACGUGGAACCUGUGGAUGUUCUGACGGUGGAAAGUACGCAGCUACGGCCACGGUUUGACUGGGAUGGUAAAAAAUGGGUACGCUGCUUGAAAAAGCCUUCGCUCCAAACUUAUGUCCAUGAGAUGCAUCCAUUCCAGAAACCUUGUAAUGGUCCUCGAUUAACUUCUCGAAAAAGGCCAAUUCCCGCCUUCUAUGAUGACUCGGAUAAAGUAAGUAAUAAACCUGGUUCUCGUCGUGACAAAAAGUUGAAGGAUGAAGAUGUGACAUCAGAACAAAUUUCUCCUGUUUUGUCCAUUCGUAAGGAAAACAAUGAAAUUAUUCAUAAGCAAGGAAAUGCAGCAGUGGCAUUGAGAUCUGGGUUGUCCCUUACUUCACUGCCACAAAUGGUGGCAUUUGGCUCUCUGAGUUCAUCUACACUUGCUCCAGGCUGUCAUCUUGAACAAUCAUCUUCUCAGAUGAUUAUCGUACCCUCUAUGGCACAAAAUCGACAGAUUCAGGCUUCUCUGUUUGAAGGUUUUGGUGAACCAAGACCUGUCCCACAGGGCCCACUAUUAGGAACGCGAUCACUUGGCUCAGAUUUUCGCAUCAUUGAAGGGUCAAAAAAUGUAUUAAGCGGUCAGGAUAAGCAAUCAACUGUUGGAACUGGGACUGAACUGUCCAGGCAAAUGGAGAAAGGUGUUUCUUCUCAAACAACAGUGGUUCUAGGGGAGAACCCUGAAACUAUACAGCCAAUGAAAGGGAUAACUGCUCCUGCUAAAGCUACUGAGGAAGACAUGGCAGAACUGCCUAAUGAUGUGACUGCUGGGUGUGAAACACUUCCAGAAAUGGAUGAACUGAGUUGUAUUGACCCGACAUCACGAAAGGACACCGGAGGUUCAGAAGCAGGUAAUGGAAGAAAUGAUCUUGAGCAAGAGGGCUACACAGGUGAAGCACAUGAUUCUUGCUGUCCCUUGUUGUCGGAAUCAGCAGCUGUGCAUGAGAGUAUCAUGGACACGAAUGGCCGGGUUUCAGAAGCUUUGGCAUGCCAGCAUCUUCCAUUUGUGAAGACCUCCCCAAUGUGGGCACACCUUGAGGGACUGGAAAUAUUCAGGAAAGCACCACAGCGACCAAAUUUCCAUCAGUUCGAGCAGCAUGGUCAAGAGAUCUGUGAAGGACUGGCAUUAGGUUUGAUGCUCUCUUUUGCUAUUUUAGCAGAAAGCAUAAACAGGCUGAAUGCUCUGGACGAUAGUAGACUACUCGAGCAGAAGAUGACGGGCCUUGCUUUGCUUGAGGCAGAUGGUUUUGAUGUCAAGGACCUGAGAUCACGCGUGGAAACUUUACUCCACGCAAAAAAUAGUUGCGUUGAACCACAGGAUUCCAUGAUAAAGCUGGAGGAGAAGAUUGCUCACAAAGAAACCAAGGACCAAGAACUUGGCACGCAAGUUCGGUCGCUGGCUAUGGCUGUCCAUCAUCACGAUCUACAUGCCUAUCUCAUGCGCAACGUCAUGCGGUCUACCAUCACACAGAAGAUGAACAAUGCUAUGGAGAUCUCAAGGCUCAAGACAGAAGCGAACAAGCUUAAGAGAUCGUGUCUAUCCAAAUCACCGUCGCCGUGCCACGGUGAGUUUGGAGGUGAGCAAGUCAGCACGUCUUGAAUAGGUAGUUAUCAGUGGUAAGUGGUGGAGAGCGCCAUGCUAGAUGUUGUGUAGAUAGUUCGUAAUGCUAUCCUAGAGCUUGCCGUGCCGAGAGCGAGUCUUUUGUGUAUGGGCUGUAUAUGUGGUUACUCUGGUAUGUUGCAGCCCUCUGAAAAAUAGAUGUUGUAAAAUAGAUGUUGUGUAGAUAGUCCGCAAUGCUAUCCUGGAGUUCGCCGUACUGGGGUGAGUCUAAUGUGUACGGGAUCAUGUAUAUGUUGUUACUCGGGUAUGUUACAGCCCUUUGUAAAAUAGCAUGUAAGUUGAACCUGGAGGUUAGUGAUGUAUUCUGUGUGUUCA